GAUAAGAAGUGCAGUUUUGGAUGGUCGCAGGCUCAGGUCGAAUACGCAGAUUGUGCAGUCUACCGCGGCCUGGCAAAUGCAAGCGAUAAACUCAAACGGCAACCGUUAUGAGGUAAGCUGCACACUUGGGUCGAGAGCUCUGGGUCCAAAGAGGACUAGAUCAGAUCACCAGACACCACGCCGGUUCUUCCGACUGGAUUAGAGUGUGUAGGCACCAUUGGGAUUUUCGAUCGAGGGGCUUGUCGGCCCUCACCAACAACCUCUUCUGGCAGUUUCAUCCCAUCCAACUACCUCGCACUGAAUUCCGAAUCGUAUGAUGGCCUGCAUAUAGUGGCAUUGCGCAUCCAUCAAACAGCGUGCUCGGUCUCUCGAACCCCUCCCAUCAUGCCGUCGACCGACCCGUCUUUCGGGUCCAACAACCCUUUCCGCCGCAAGACAAGCAACCCCUCUCCGGCCUCCACAAUAUCGACAAGCUCCAUAGCUGCUAACUCUAACGCCGAUGGGGCCUUCAAUGCGCCGCCCAGUACCUUCCGACCGCCACUCACUACAUUCAAGACUGCUGCGUCGGAGGAAGAUGGACGAGAGAAGGACACACCGCAACUGGCGCCCAAGAAGAUUGUGAAGAAGGUGCGGGUGCAAUCACCUCCUCCGUCCUCUCCGGAUGAUGUGGUUCCGGUCAGGAGCUAUGUGGACGAUGACGACGACGACGACAACGACGAGAGCAGCAGCGUUGAUUCACGGCGCGACGACGACAGGGCGGACCCUUUUAGUGCAGGGGAUGCAACGGACGAACCUCCGUUGCCUCGAGCCCCGCCGAAUCCCUUCUCAAAGACGCUACAGGACAUGGAACAGAAAACACAGGGUCCGGAUGUUCAUGCCGUCGUUGGUGCAGGUGGAAGGGGAUCUCUGGACGUGGACUCAUUCAGAAGGCUGUUAUUGACAGGCUAUUCGAACGUCCCAGCGCUCACGCCCACGAUAGGAUUAGCGGGCUCCAUUCCGGCCCACGACGGAGCCAGCAACACCGAUGCGAGCUCCGUGUCUCGCCAGUCCACAUUUGAUGCUAUGCAAGACACGCCGAGGACUUCCCACGAGAUAUCCGAUUUGGAAGAGCCCGAAGAGCGGCGGGGAAUCCUGCCUUCCUCCCCAUUAGCAACUGUGCAAUCCGCGUCUGGUCGAAAAAAGCCUCCGCCUCCCAGCUCGCGUCAUGGCAAGCUCAUCAAGAUGGACCUCGGAGCCAGCAACACCAGCAAAUCUUCACCAGCAAUUUCAGUGGACACCACAUUACCUGCCAGCCUUUCACGCAAAUCCUCCCAGAAUCAGUCACCCCCGUCAAGCUCUGAUGUCAAUAAGCCUCUUCCGCUUCCGCCAACCCGUACUCUGAGCCAGGAUGAGAUUGAUUCGCCCUUUGACCGAGAAGCAGCCGGCAAGCUCCCCGAGGCAUUAUCUCCCGUCACCAAUCAGCCCUGGCCACUGUCGCCCCCCGUCGGCUCAACACGUCCUCGCUCAGAUUCGCGCAGCAGCACACGUACCACCAAUAGUGUUCGUAAGCCUGCAGCUCCUCCGCCGCGUCGUCACGGGCGGUCCGACAGCAGAGUGCCAUCCAUCACUGGCAACACAACUGAAGAGGACCCGCCGCGUAGUUCUCUCGAAUCGAAUCGUUCUCGCUCCGACAGCCUGCGCGUGAAUUCCUCUUCCAACGCUGGAUAUCUGGCAGCACCACCAGCUCCACCACCCCCUCGACGGCCAAGCCACGCUCGCCAGAGCAGUUCCUACUCUAGCCUCCAAGCAGCCAGUUUCACACCUAUCACCAAACCCGAUGCGAGCGACGAAGCGGGGUCACCGGGACCAAUGGAUUUCGCUCCCAUGGAGCACCAAAACUCAAGCACCAUGGCUACAGUUACGACGACCAACGAUGGCCUGGCAAAGCUAUCGCCACCUCCUCCACCACCGGCACGGCAUUCGAGCACGAGGCGGCCAGCCAGUCUGCGUAGCAUGGAAGCAACCAGCAGGAAGGUCAGCCGCGAGAAGGAGGGCGGAAUGGCACCGCCUCCCCCGCCGCCGCCGAGAGCGAGGGGAAGUAGCAGAGGCAGCAUCGAUGGUCCCGCAACCGGCGGAGUUGCGAGGAGACCCAGUGCCGAAGUUAAGAGGGUGGAGGAAGAGCACUCCGUGCCAGCAGGGGAAGCUGGUGGUACGGAAUUACUCAAGGGCAUAGAAGAUCUGGAAGCCUUAAAGAGGGAGGUUGAAGCUCUUAUGGGCAAGUCUACGAACCACGAAGGGUGAAUUUCCGAGACGAGGAAUACAACAUCUCACAGGCGCUGGGCCGGAUUAGAUGGAUAACUUGGCUGGACGACACGGGACAACGACUUUUGAAACCCCAUCGAAGGAAACAGGAAGCGUUCUGAUCCAAAACUAACUAUGCAUACAGGCGACGCAUUGACUUGGACAGUUGUUUUGGUGCAUUAGUUAGGCACCUUACGAGCUAUGCGGUUAUGACAUGGCUGGAGGCUCGGGCUGACACGGCGUUACAUGUACAUGGUCUGAUAUGAAUAUAGGCAAGCUAGCUAGCACUCGGGCAGUAUGGAAGGAAAGGGCGUGACUUUCUGUACAGUAAUUGAUAAUGCUGCUAGAUAUUGGUUUUCCAGUAUAUUGAUUGCAA
Messenger RNA from Pseudomassariella vexata, 2656 nucleotides. RefSeq lists its product as uncharacterized. The record is from RefSeq and is a predicted model, not a curated record. The transcript has a single exon. Bases 385 to 2280 code for a protein of 631 amino acids. Lineage: Eukaryota; Fungi; Ascomycota; Sordariomycetes; Amphisphaeriales; Pseudomassariaceae.